CCCGCGGAACAAUCCGCGUGUGUGUGUGUGUGUUCGUUUAUUGCGCGGUAACACUAUGCCUGGGAACUGGCCAUCGAUCCGCUCGAUCGAGGAAUCGUUUGCAACCCUCAUUCUACCAACCGGCGAUGUGAUCAACGAGCUGCGCCAUCUCAUCGAUCAGUGCGACAUCUAUCGCUACGAGCCGAUCCUGCUAACGCCCUACCUGGUUUCCUUCGCCGAUCUUUUCGGGCGCAAGAUCACCGAUGAUCAGCAGCUCAAUGACUUCUUCAAGCAGCUUAACGAGACGGCCCUCUCCGACGUCGAUUUUGCGCCGAAAAUGGCAUUCGUGCUGGCGUCGCAGCAGCUCGGUGCCCACACGCCGCACGAGACGAAGGUGCGCAACGCCAUGAUCGAGACGCUGCAGAAUAACUUCGUCACAUUCCAGCAGCAGCAGGAAGAGAAGGACACGCAACGGUUCUACAACUCGCUGACGCUGCUGGGCGAGUACUACAACCGGAAAAAGAUCGGCUACGGGCAGCGCAUCAAUAUACUGGGCCACGCGCUCCUGUCGAUGCUCACGUCCGAGUUGGAGGCCGAAACGAACAAGGCUUGCAAGCAACAGAAGCCCCAGCACUUCAUCGAUUCAGCCUUCGCCAAGCUGAUAGCAACCCAGAUGAGCCUGAACGGUGAGGUGAUGAAGGAGGACCACCCGAAAGAGAUCAAAGAACUCACGGUCAUGAUACGCCGGUGUUUGAUCACCGUGCCGAAUCUGGGCAAGUACACCAAGGCCUUCCUGCUGAUGGCGAUCGAUAUGUACCAUUCCAACCUGACGCAAGAUUUGUUGACCAGUCUGUACGACCAGUAUAUCGAUCACGAAGCAAGCGAAGAACCGGAACCCGCCGCCGAACCCGUUCCGGAACGGAAAAGUAAGAAAUCACGCUCGAAAGAUCGUAAGGAGCGGAAGGAUCGAAAGGCAGCGAAAGAGUCCCGAGAGUCCACCGACGCCGACGCCGACGGUAGCAGCCGGAGUGGACGCUCGGAACGAUCUGCCGCAGCGGCGGAAAGUGCCACCGAGGACCCGAGCCAGAAUCCGCUGUCUUCCGAUUUCGAUCUUGACAAAUACCUUGCCAAAUACUGUCCCGAGGUGUACGAAAAGAUUUCCUCGAAGGAUGCCGAGAGGAAAAGUAAAAAAUCGCGAUCGAAAGAAAGAAGCAAAGAGAAGAAAACAUCCACAACGUCUAGGUCAAAGAAAUCGGGCCACUCCAAGGAGGAACAGUCUACGGAUAAGGAGAACAAACGGCGCCCUUCGUCGAGGAACGAUGAUUCGUCUCCAACCCGCAACCGACAUCACCGGGCAAACGGUGAAGGGGAACCAGCGAACAGCCCGCCGCCACCAACAUCACCAGCGAGCAAGAAAGUGAGUUCGCCGCAAACAACGAGAACCGUUACUAUCAGCGAACGAUCGCCGACGAGGGAGGGCACCCGAACGGACAACAAGCUGGCCCAGCUGCCGAAGAUUACCAUCACGACGACGGUGGCACCCACUUCACCGGAGAAGCAGCCGACCGACAGCGGGCCAACGUCACCCCGGGGGGUUCUCGUUGCGUCAGCGAAACAACCCAAAAGCCCCACGCGUGAUCGCGGUUCGCGGGCUCGACGUACCAUUCUCGAUCAGCAGGAAGAGCUUCCGACGAAAGCGAAGGGUAGCAGCAGUCAGAAAUCCGAUUCCCGAAAGAUGGAUCGACACAGAAGGGCCAUCGAACCGGAGCCAUCGAGCGGCGGUGGCAAACAUGUACUGAAACAGCACGGAAACAGUACGAACACGACGGGCGCCUCGAAGCACAAGACGGGACGGGACACGGACACCAAGAAGGAUAGGGGCGGAUCGAGGCGGCAAUCGGACGUUUCAGCGAAGGCCCACGGCGGGGUAGUCGCCCCGCCACAGCCGCCGCCGCACGGUAGUGACGCUGGGCAGGAAGACAGUGGCGUGAACGUAGGGCAGGAACAUUGCGAUCCCGAGAGCACCGAGAAAGUGUCCUGGUACGAUUUGAUGAUGGAAGAUGAAUCGCCACAGAAGCCGCGCACGGAAUCGCACCAACCAGCGUGCGCGGUGACCAGUGGCGAGUGAGCCCGUUGUAAGAAAAACUCUAGAGACAGUGUUCCACUUUUCUCUACUCAUCGUGAGCUUGAAUCAGAGCGCAUAUAUUUGUUGCUAACCCAUCUGCCGUUUUUAAUAACCUUCCGAUACACGAUCUCAUCGUUUAGCGUGUGCAUCGUGUGUGUGUGCAUCAUCCGGUAGCUAGGCAACGAUCGAGCGCGUUGCCGGCGAGCGCAUGGUAGUAAGGACGAAGGGGAUGCCACGAAGCUGGCUCACAAAAGAAUAUUGUAUUGUAGUUACUUUUAAAUAAAACGGCGCAAAUGUUUCA
Messenger RNA from Anopheles cruzii, 2405 nucleotides. Its product is annotated as serine/arginine repetitive matrix protein 1. Gene Ontology annotation, biological process: regulation of translational initiation. The record is from RefSeq and is a predicted model, not a curated record. Gene Ontology annotation, molecular function: translation activator activity. NCBI's taxonomy places the organism in Eukaryota, Metazoa, Arthropoda, Insecta, Diptera, Culicidae. Bases 56 to 2107 code for a protein of 683 amino acids. The transcript has 2 exons.